CAGUGGCAUUGAAACAGAUGGAGAAACCAACGAACCAUCGGAAAUUAACAGCACUUUACAAUCAGUGAAUCAGUAUACAACAAAUAGAUCUGAUAAUGGAAAUCCUUUAAAUCAACAAUCGGGUGCAGGCAAUCAACACAAUCUUGCUGAGAUGCAAUCCAACUACAGCUCGGUUAUAUAUCAAAGAAAUAGUACACAUGGGUUGGAUUCAAACACAGCAGCAUCUAAAAGUCCUACGAUGCAGACUUCUGGUAAUAGAGAGCCUCCUGAUGGUGCAGCACCUUCGAUUAAUUCACAAAAUUCUUCAGAUACAAAUUUAAAGAAUAUAGUUGACAGAGACAAUGGUGAUGAAGGUUAUCUCUUCAGUAGUUUAAACAGAAAUGAUGUAGUAGUUGAUAACAGUGGUCAAAACACCAGUAACUCCACAGACAAUCAGUUGAACAUUGAUUCUCUUGUUAAGAAAAGUCAUGUCUGUCUACUGCCACCUGAACAGUUAGUUCGUCAAAACUAUGAACAUUUAAAUUCUCAGCACGAUAGUGAAUAUGCUCCGAGUCUGGACCUGCAUUCCGUUACAAGUGACCAUCAAGAGACAAAUGGUUUCAUCACUUUUUCCAUAGGAAUAAAUAGACCAAAUGCUAAUAGUGGUGCUCCACUGACAAACAAUACAGAUGGGUACAAAUCAAUCAACGACCCUGCUACAAACAUUCAAGGUGCUGCCCUUUUAUGGACUAAAAUGAGAAGGAUGUUACCUGCUGCCCGAUCUACAAUGAAAAAUACUGUUGGAAUAAUGAUUGAAUCUGUGAACUUUGUACAGAAAAGUGACCAAAGUUUUAUUUGAAUAAAUUAUAUAUUUAUUGUUUUA
Molecule: messenger RNA, 862 nt
Organism: Mytilus californianus (California mussel)
Lineage: Eukaryota; Metazoa; Mollusca; Bivalvia; Mytilida; Mytilidae
Exons: 4
Coding region: 152-838 (228 amino acids)
Source: RefSeq, a predicted model, not a curated record